GUUCAGGCAGCGACGGUUAUUCAUUAAGCCCACACUCCACUUUCUGCUCGCGAGAGCAUGCGCCUGCCGCCGCCGCCGCCUUGGAGCGAGAAGAAAUCGAGCUCGCGCUGCGCCAACCCUGCUGCAGGUGCUCCAUUCAUCAGUUCAGGUUAAAGGAGGCACGAUGCUGGCCGUCACAGUGGCCGUCUGCUUGCUGGCCGCCGCCGGUUCGAUGGCCGCGGCCGACGGCCACUUUCGCCUGGUCGUGCUGCACAACAACGACAUGCACGCGCGUUUCGAGCAGACGAACGGCAGGUCGGGCAAGUGCUCGCAAAAGUUCCUAAGCACCAACUACUGCUUCGGCGGCUUCGCCAGGGUGUCUCAGGUUGUGAAGGACGUGAGAAGCGCCGAGAAAAACGUGUUGUUUCUGAAUGCGGGCGACACUUACCAAGGCACCACUUGGUACACCGUGCACAAAUGGCGUGUUGUCGCGUUUUUCGUCAAUUUGAUCGGAUUGGACGCAAUGAGCCUUGGCAACCACGAAUUCGACGACGGUGUUGCUGGUCUUGCUCCGUUCCUGGAAAACGUAACCGUGCCAAAUCUGGCAGCCAACUUGAAUGUGAGCGGGGAGCCAAGCCUAAGCAAACUGCGGCCUUCGGUUGUCUUGGAAGUAGGCGGCCGGAAAAUUGGAGUAAUUGGAUACCUCACACCGGAAACUAGAGAUCUGGCAAAAGACAUUGGAAAUGUCGAGUUUGAAGAUGAAGUUACAGCCAUCAAAAGAGAGGUCAAGCGUCUAAUAGCAUCAGGCGUUAAUAUUUUAAUCGCGCUUGGCCAUUCCGGUCACACGGUAGACAAAAAAAUUGCUCAGGAGGUAGAUGGACUGGAUUUGGUAAUUGGAGGCCACACCAACACGUUCCUCUACUCAGGCCACCGACCUGACUCUGAAAUUCCGUCUGGUUUGUACCCGACGAUGAUGAAACAGGCGAGUGGAAAAUUGGUGCCAGUAGUGCAAGCGUACGCUUACACAAAAUACAUGGGAAUGCUGAACAUGACCUUUGACGAAAACGGGGAAAUUGUGACGGUUGAAGGAAACCCCAUUCUUCUCGACUUCAACAUUAAAGAAGAUCCAGCGAUUUUGGCCGAGUUGAAACCGUGGGCUAACAAAGUUGCCAAUUUGACAAAGGAAAGAAUCGGGAAAACAAUGGUUUUCCUGAACGGAUCUCAAUCUGCCUGCAGGAUGGAAGAGUGCAAUCUGGGAAAUCUGAUCGCGGACUCCUUUGUGUACCACAAUGCGAGAUCGUAUUCCGGUCAGGGAUGGACGGACGCUCCCAUUGCGAUUCAGAACGGCGGCGGAAUAAGGAACUCCAUCGACAAAAGCAGCGAUACGGGAUAUGUAACCAUGGAAGAUGUUCUGGCCGUUUUGCCAUUUCAGAGCGGUAUUAUUAAAAUGAAACUCAAAGGGACAUACUUAUUAGAGGCACUGGAAGAAAGUGUUCGCUAUUAUGAUUUCGCAGGGACCGAAGCCCCUGGUAGAUUUCUUCAGUAUUCAGGUCUCAAUGUGGUUUAUGAUAUGAAAAAACCACCUGGAGAAAGAGUAAAAUCAGCGACAGCACGUUGCGGCAACUGUCGAGUGCCCGUUUUUUACCCGCUCGACCCUGAGGAAACCUACACCCUGAUCAUGAGUACUUAUCUCUCUGAUGGUGGAGAUGGCUUCCGCGUUUUUAGCAAUCAUGGGAUUAAUAAAUCAACGCUAGACGCAGAGGAAAGCUCAAUAUUUGCCGAUUAUAUUAAGCAAAACAGCCCGGUUUUUGCUGCCGUUGAGGGCAGGAUCACGCUGUUGAUUGGAACCGCAGACAGUGGAGCCGCUUCACUUUUUUACCCGUCUGUCCACAUAGCUGGGAUUGCGUUACUUGUUGCUUAUUUGCUUCAGUGAUCAUUAAAUAAAAUGAAAUAAUAAUGGAAACCAC
This is a messenger RNA of Cloeon dipterum, 1946 nucleotides long. Its product is annotated as snake venom 5'-nucleotidase-like. The transcript has 9 exons. Gene Ontology annotation, molecular function: 5'-nucleotidase activity. Gene Ontology annotation, biological process: AMP catabolic process. NCBI's taxonomy places the organism in Eukaryota, Metazoa, Arthropoda, Insecta, Ephemeroptera, Baetidae. The record is from RefSeq and is a predicted model, not a curated record. Gene Ontology annotation, cellular component: plasma membrane. Bases 164 to 1912 code for a protein of 582 amino acids.